Cercospora beticola is the source of this 1411-nucleotide messenger RNA. Its product is annotated as 60S ribosomal protein uL4. Gene Ontology annotation, biological process: translation. The record is from RefSeq and is a predicted model, not a curated record. Gene Ontology annotation, cellular component: ribosome; cytosolic large ribosomal subunit. Gene Ontology annotation, molecular function: structural constituent of ribosome; RNA binding. Lineage: Eukaryota; Fungi; Ascomycota; Dothideomycetes; Mycosphaerellales; Mycosphaerellaceae.
GUGUGAAGUCCACGGCGACGAGGUCGAUUUGCACUCUACUAACACCAACAGCACAACUCCGUCCUCACAAUGGCCAGCCGACCGACCGUGACCAUCAUUGGCGCCGACGGUGCUCCUUCCCAGGACACCCACCCGCUCCCAAAUGUCUUCAAGGCGCCAAUCCGCCCGGACAUUGUCCAGACGGUUCACACUGGCAUGGCCAAGAACAAGCGCCAGCCAUACGCCGUGAGCGAGAAGGCCGGUCACCAGACCUCUGCUGAGUCGUGGGGAACUGGUCGCGCUGUCGCCCGUAUUCCUCGUGUCAGCGGUGGUGGUACUCACCGCGCUGGUCAGGCCGCCUUCGGUAACAUGUGCCGUUCUGGACGCAUGUUCGCACCAACCAAGGUCUGGCGCAAGUGGCACCAGAAGAUCAACCUCAACCAGAAGCGCUUCGCGACUGCCUCUGCCAUCGCUGCUUCUUCGAGCGCUGCUCUUCUCCUCGCCCGCGGCCACCGCGUCAACGAGGUCCCAGAGGUCCCACUCGUCGUUUCUUCCACCGCCUUCUCCAACGCCGCUGUGAAGAAGACCUCCGCUGCCGUCGCUCUCCUCAAGUCCGUCGGUGCUGGUCCAGACCUCGAGCACGUCAAGAACUCCCGCAAGAUCCGUGCUGGUAAGGGUAAGCUGAGGAACCGCCGCCACACUCAGCGCCGCGGUCCUCUUGUCAUCUACGAGCCAGAGAAGGAUGGCAAGGAGCUUGUGCGCGCUUUCCGCAACAUCCCAGGUGUUGAGACUUGCACUGUCUACUCUCUCAACCUCCUCCAGCUCGCUCCAGGUGGUCACCUCGGCCGAUUCAUCGUCUGGACCUCUGCUGCUUUCGCCGCCCUCGACAGCGUCUACGGUAGCACCACCGAGCCUUCGGCACUCAAGCGCGACUUCCUCCUCCCACAAAACACCGUCGCACAGGCAGAUAUUGCCAAGAUCAUCAACAGCAGCGAAAUCCAGAGCGUGCUCCGACCUGUCAAGGGUGGUGCCAUCACCAAGCGCACUGUUGUGCAAAAGAAGAACCCGCUCAAGAACAAGCAGGUCCUGCUCCGCCUCAACCCAUAUGCCAAGGCCUACUCAAGCGAAGGUCUCGGUCACGUCAAGAGCACCGACAAGCCGAUCGUCAAGGACCAGGCUUUCGAGGCUACUCUCCACGAGAACUAAGCGGGCGCUGUUGUCGUUGUAAUGACUUUCUAUGGGAGCAGGCAUUGUGGCUGGAAAGGGACCGCUACAUGGCGUUCAGUGUAGCGCAAAUGAAGACAUUUCAGAUCUUUCAAUGCUGUUGCAUCCCGUUGGAAUGUCUCUACAUCUCUUUCAUACUGUUCGGUGAUCGUGAUUGCCCUGUAAAAUCAAGGGUUCUUGCCAAGCCUGCCCAUCGUCUUGACCCACC